AGCAGUUGUAGGAUGAGGAUGGCCGCUGUGGAAGUGGGCAAAACAACGGGGAGUCACGAGUGCGGAGGAUGCGGGAAGCGAAUAAACGACCGGUAUCUGCUCAAGGCCGUGGACCUGUACUGGCACGAGGACUGCCUCAAGUGCGGCUGCUGCGACUGCCGCCUGGGCGAGGUCGGCUCCACGCUCUACAAGAAGGCCAAUCUCCUGCUCUGCAAGAGGGACUACCUGAGACUAUUUGGCACCACGGGUCACUGCGCUGCAUGCAACAAGGUCAUCCCCGCCUUUGAGAUGGUGAUGAGAGCCAAGACGAAUGUAUACCACCUUGAGUGUUUCGCUUGUCAACAGUGCAACCACAGAUUCUGCGUCGGCGACCGCUUUUACCUCUGCGACAACAAAAUCCUCUGCGAAUACGACUAUGAGGAGAGGAUGGUGUUCGCCAACAUGUCGUAUUCGUCCGAUUCUCUCGCCCACAUCAAGCGACAACAGCCCCCGGAGGAAUCCAACAUGGCUCAACGAGGCGCCGCUCCCCCCCUCGGCCCCACCCUCCCUCCAAUGAUGAUGAACGGCCUGGGCCUGGGCGGCGGAGGGCCGGGCACUUCGGGCCUCCACCUCCCAGGGGGCGUGAGCGAUCGCGGCCUGGGAGACCACCACCACCUGGGUGAGGGCGGCGGAGGGGGCGGGAGCGGCCUGAAGGCGCCCCCGCCCAGCUCCGCCCCUCCGCAGCCCAACAGCUCCAACCACGCGGUGGCCGCCGACGACGCCUCCAGCGGCUACGGCAGUCCCGACUCGCUGACCAUGGAGGACCGAUGAGACGCGGCCGGGAGGGGGCGAAAGAGGCGGCGUACGUGACCACCACAGCCUCCUUCGCUGCAACACCAACAACACUCUCAGUUACCAUCGCAGGGGCCACCCCACUUUCUCCCGCAGGGGCCGCAGAUGCCGCCGCAGAUGUUGCAGCCGCCAAUGUCGAUCCCGCAAGUUCCAUCUCAGGUGCCGCAGUAUGCCAACCAGCUGCAGCAGUACGGCGUGCCGCAGCAGAUGCCAUCACAGCUGCCGUACCGAGCGCAGAUGCAGCCGCCUCAGUCUCCGGCGCAGCUCUUCUCCAUGAUGCCCCCGCGCAUGCAGAUGCAGCAUCCGUCGCCCUCCCAGGCCCUUCCGCCGCCGAUCCUGCGAAGGGCGGGCGGCCAGGCGCACCCCCGCUGGCGGCCCUAGCUCGGAGCCCGAGUCGCGGCGGCGACGGACACCACCGGGUGACCGCAGGUGGCGUGGCGGCCGCCGUGGCUCGUGCAGGCUGCGGAUCGUGCAAGAGAAGCCCCUCGCGGCGACACCCGACACCUCCGUCGACGCCGCGCGGCACUUGUACGGCCCAAGAGAUGGAGCGCGAAGGUGUGGCGACCGAGCCCGUCUCCGGCGCGAUGGGUGGAGGAUUCUGUCCGAGAACACCUGGAGCCGAAGGCCUUCAGCCAGGCGAGGGAGACGCCCUUCGACAGGGAGGGCGAAGGACAGCGAGGAAGGCGAUACUCGGGAAACCCGCGUUCCUUCACUCCCUUGCCACCCACUGCAGCGAUGGUAACACGAAGACUUGUAAGGCGAGUCAUAGAGCCGUUGUGAGUAACCCUCUCCCGUGUGAACCGAACACAAACGACCUGCAAACUACCCCCCCCCGCACCCCCAACCCCGACUCCGGAAGACCAGCAACAAAGCAGUCCGUUUACCGCAUCAAUAACCAAGAACGAAGCCACCAAUAGUCUUACCGCAAGCAUCAAGCAGACGCAAGAACCGCCCCCCCCCCUCCCCCCCAAGCCGAGGAAAAGAGGGGUUCCGACGUUAGAUUUUCUCGCAAACAGAAGCAAGGACUUGUCACAUUUUUUUCUUAAGACUCUGUUAUGUGAUAUGUAAAGCAUUACAAUGAUGAGGGAGUUGGAAGAUCUUCAACUACAUCAUUAAUAUUAUCUUGUAAAUAUAUUUUUAAGGCUACUGUGUGAGAUUACGGACUCUACCCUUUUGUGAAAGUGUAAGGAAUUUUAGGGAGACUUUCAUCAACCAUUGCAUGUACAGUGACGGAAAACUCUUCCUGUUUUGGUGUGCCAUAAGGAGCAAUUACUCUCUAGUGAUCAGUUAGAUUUUCGUCUCUACGGAGUAAUUGAAUAUAUAUCCUCGUUCAUCGGACAAAACUGCGCUAGUCAAAUGAGGAAACAGAAGUGAAAGGUUGAUCAAGAGGAAAGUAAAAAAAAAAAUAAAGGGGGAAAAUAUAACCACACCAAAAGUGCUCGCGAGGCUUUUUGUGUUUACAAGGAACUGAAGAAAAAAAAAAA
This is a messenger RNA of Penaeus monodon (black tiger shrimp), 2315 nucleotides long. Its product is annotated as insulin gene enhancer protein ISL-3-like. Gene Ontology annotation, cellular component: nucleus. Gene Ontology annotation, molecular function: DNA-binding transcription factor binding; transcription coactivator activity. The record is from RefSeq and is a predicted model, not a curated record. Lineage: Eukaryota; Metazoa; Arthropoda; Malacostraca; Decapoda; Penaeidae. Gene Ontology annotation, biological process: positive regulation of transcription by RNA polymerase II.